This is a messenger RNA of Hypanus sabinus (Atlantic stingray), 4737 nucleotides long. Its product is annotated as NACHT, LRR and PYD domains-containing protein 3-like. NCBI's taxonomy places the organism in Eukaryota, Metazoa, Chordata, Chondrichthyes, Myliobatiformes, Dasyatidae. Gene Ontology annotation, molecular function: protein binding. The transcript is spliced from 16 exons. The record is from RefSeq and is a predicted model, not a curated record. The coding region runs from base 397 to 4020 and encodes 1207 amino acids. Gene Ontology annotation, cellular component: cytoplasm.
UGGUUAUUUUUCUUUGUUUGCUGAAGCGGGUCCGGAGCGGCGGGUUGUCUGUGGGAUCCGGAUCGGGAGAGGGUCCUCGCCCCCCGGGGCGGGGGGGUCGGAUGAUUCUCUGCGGAGCGGGACCGACAAGAUCCAUGCGGCUAGAUCUGCGGUGAGAGAUUUAUUGGAAGAAAAGCCCACAAUUGGAAGCAAACCAGAACUGAGGACGAGGGAAAAUCAACAAGUGAACCAGCACGAAGACUGAGAGCACCGACUGGAGAGAACACAUCUGACUCGGAGAUUCCGGUGAUUCAGUCAGGAGAAAGUUUGAUAAUCACCGGCAGGUGGAGCAUUUCUGCACCGGGACCAAAGAGUAAACAAAAAAUCAACAACCAGGAAUCGUCAGUCGGAUUCAGAAUGACUACAGGUGGGAAAUUAAAUUGGGUACAGAAAUUACUCAAGAGGUUGUCACUAGGCAGCUCAUCGAGUGUGGAUGAUCGGGACACCGGAAACAAUGCACCAGAGCAGGGUGAGACUGAGAGCAAUGUCCCAGUUGAAUGCAGUCCGGCCGCAGAGGAGGGUGAGCAAAAUCAGCUCAGAGACAGUGACGUCAGAGACACUGGAACCAGCACAAGUGAGGCGACUGUCUGUCAACUCGGAAGCUCAUCAAACAUGGAAUUGCCAUGUCUCCAACAAGGAAUGGAGCAUCAAAAUCGAAUCACACCUGUCCUCAAAAUGGCACAAGGAGCGGGCAUCGGAAGAGUUCCAGUGCAGUCAACAUCGGGAAAGGUCACGGGUCGGAGCUCAGCGAUCACCGAGCUCCUGGCAAGCUGGGACGAUUCGCAACUGCUGCAGUUGACGGAUUUCUACUGGGACAGGCUGGAGCAGGCGAUGGAAGGAGGGGUGCACCGAGUGAGCCUGGCGUUAACGGCCGAGAAUCAGUUCAGCGGAGAGGAACAUCGGAAAAUCUCUGAUCUGGCUGAUAAGGGAGAGCGGGCAGACAGUUCUAAACUCCUCCUGAGCCUGGUGAUGGAGAAAGGCUUCCGCGCCCAGAGAGUGAUGUGGAAAACCUUUGUGAAAAUGCGGAUUGGUGUCCCAAAGUUUGACAAAAUACUGAAAGAAAUACAGGCACAUGGUUGUGUUCCGGUCCAUCGACCCGUACCGGAGAUUCCCAGGGAACUGAAAGAUGUUCAACAGAAACACAAGGAGACUCUGCGGGCACAAACUGAAACACUGAGAGUGAACACGAUCCUGAUGAGGGAGAAGGUGAAGGUUUUCCAGCUGGUUGAUCGAUACGCUGAGCUCACGGUCAUUUCUACUGUUCGAGAUCGGACACUGGUGGAACAUGAGCUGCUGGCAAGAGGCAGAGACCAUGAGGAGUGGAGAGAAAGCCAUCUCGGCGCACAACUGGAGAAAAUCAGGAUGCAUCAGCUGUUCCAGAGCAGCUUUUCCCGGAAUAACUCCACAUCUGGGAGUUCGGCAGCAGUGGCCGGAGUCCCGGGAAUCGGGAAAACAACAAUGGUACAAAAGCUUGUUUAUGACUGGGCCACGGGGAAAAUAUACCAACAGUUCCAUUUUGCCUUCAGUUUCAAAUUCCGGGAUUUAAACUCCAUUAACUGCAGAACAAACCUGAAGGAACUGAUUCUGGAUCAGUAUCCUUACUUUGGGAAUUUCCUGAGAGAGGUCUGGAAGAACCCAGAGGGAUUGCUGUUUAUAUUCGAUGGCUUGGAUGAAUUCAAACACAGAAUCGAUUUUGCUGACAGUCGGAGAGAUACAGAACCCAAGCACCAGUGCCCAGAUCCCGAGUGGUGGUGUGAAGUGUCUGACAUUGUGUACAGUUUAAUCCAGGGCAAGCUGCUCCCAGGGUGUUCAGUGCUGGUGACCACCCGCCCCACUGCGUUAUAUUUAUUGGAAAAGGCUGAGAUCAGUGUUUGGGCUGAAAUCCUGGGAUUUGAUGAGGAGGAACGGAAGGAAUAUUUCAUCAGGCAUUUUGAAGAUCAGACGGUGGCAGCGGCUAUUUUCAAACACAUGAAGGAUAACGAGAUCCUGUACAUUAUGAGCUACAACCCCUCCUACUGCUGGAUCCUCGCUCUCGUACUGGGCCCCUUCUUCACACAAAGAGUCAGGGACCCGCAGCGAGUUCCGAAGACCAUCACCCAACUGUACUCCUACUAUAUUUACAACAUCCUGAAAAACCACGGCCGUGAGAUUGAGAGACCCCGUGAUGUGUUAUUCAGGGUUGGUCAGAUGGCCUUCAGAGGAGUGUCCGAGAGGAAGAUUGUGUUUACAGAUGGAGAUUUGAUCAAGUUCAAUCUGCAGCCUUCCCAGUUCCUGUCCGGGUUCCUGAUGGAGCUUUUGGAGAGAGAGGAUUCUGCCCGGAACGUGGUGUACACAUUCCCACACCUCACCAUCCAAGAGUUUGUAGCUGCAGUCGCACAAUUCCUGAAUCCACAUCCCGGGGAUAUCCUGAAAUUCCUCACUGAAGUCCACAGCACGACAGAUGGGCGAUUUGAGGUAUUCCUCCGUUUUGUUGCUGGUCUCUCCUCCCCAAUGACAGUUCGGGGACUGGAGGAGUUUCUGGGUCCAUUUCCUCAUCAAACAACCUGCCGGGUGAUUGACUGGGUGAAGGAGGAGGUUAAACGCCAGAUUGGAAACACAUGGAGUGAAGCUGGUAAAAGGAGCCUCCUGAACACAUUGCACUACCUGUUUGAGUCUCAGAAUCGUGGACUGGCCCAGGCCGCACUGGGAUCUGUGGAAACACUUUCCUUUGGUGGAAUGACACUGACCCCGAUUGACUGCGCGGUCCUGUCUCAUGUCAUCGGACUCUGUGAUACAAUAAAAGAGCUCGACCUGCGGAGCUGCCAAAUUCAGGGUGAAGGAAUCCAGCGGCUGGGGCCCGGGCUGUACAAGUGCCAGGAGUUGAGAUACCCAGACCCCAUGGGUACAUCUCGUCUCCCGAUUCUGGGCCUCAGUUCUCUCAUCGCCAGGCUGAUCGAUGUCGGUCUCACAGAUUCUGGCGUCGAGGAUCUAGCCUCCGCUCUGAGUACGAACACAUCACUGAUGGAGCUGGACAUGAGUGAGAAUGAACUGGGAGAUGCAGGAGUGAAAAUUGUGUCUGCGGCUCUGAGGAACCCGGAGUGUAAAAUACAGAAACUGCGUACAAACCCGUCACUGACUGAGCUGGACCUGAGUAAUACUGAACUAGGAGAUUCGGGCGUGAAACUGGUGUCUGCGUCUCUGAGGAACCCGGACUGUAAAAUACAGAGACUGUGGCUGGACGGUGUCGGUCUCACAGAUUCUGGUGCCGAGGAUCUCACCUCUGCUCUCAGUACAAACCCAUCACUGAUGGAGCUGCAACUGACUGGUAAUAAACUCGGAGAUUCAGGAGUGAAACUGGUGUCUGCGGCUCUGAGGAACCCGGAGUGUAAAAUACAGACACUGUGCCUGAGGGAUGUCGGUCUCACAGAUUCUGGUGCUGAGGAUCUCGUCUCUGCUCUCAGUAUAAACCCAUCACUGAUGGAGCUGGACCUGAGUAAUAAUGAACUGGGAGAUACAGGAGUGAAACUGGUGUCUGCGGCUCUGAGGAACCCGGAGUGCAAAAUACAGAAACUGGUGCUGAAUUAUGUCGGUCUCACAGAUUCUGGUGCCGAGGAUCUCGCCUCCGCUCUCAGUACAAACCCAUCACUGACGCAGCUGGACCUGAGUGGUAAUAACCUGGGAGAUUCCGGAGUGAAACUUAUGUCUGUGGCUCUGAGGAAACCGGAGUGUAAAAUACAGAAACUGGGGCUGAAACAUAUCGGUCUCACAGAUUCUGGUGCCGAGGAUCUCGUCUCCGCUCUCAGUACAAACCCAUCACUGACGGAGCUGAAUUGGGGAUUAAACUGGUUGACAGAUCGAUCUUUCCCCGCUCUCCGCCGCCUCAUACUGAACCUCCCGAGUCUGAAGUGGAUCGGGCUGGGAUCGAAUCGGUUCAGUCGGACCGGGCAGAAGGAACUGAAAUCUCUUCAGGAACCCAAACCCAGACUGACAGUGGAGCUGUGAACAUCUGAAUGUGUGAACAUCCCCGCCCGCGGGAUGGCAACAUUUUGGCCGAUUCUCCGCCCUCCCCUUUAACACCCACCAUCCCCUUUAACUCACCUUCCCCUUUAACUCCCCCUCUCCUUUAACUCCCGCUCUUACCUUUAAGGGGCGAGCGCCAGGGGUAAUUCCCAACGGGUUUAACAGAACCAUCGCCAGUCUCGUGCUCGGUGACAUCGGAAGCGGUCCACUGUGAGGUAUUUCCGCCUGUUGUCCAGCAGCGCAGAUUCAGCUGGAUGUGUGAAUUCGAGACUCCCGCAUGUGAGAUCCCGGGGAAUUACACAGACAAAAAGAGACCGGGGUCAGGGGUUCCGUCUGGGACACCGGUGUCCCAGGGUGGGAUUAUCCCGGGAGAGAAUCCUUUUGCUCCCUUGGCUGAGGAUGGUGCAUUCGGCAGCCUGGUCGAUAUAAUGAUGUUAAAUGGACAAAUCCAUCGGCAGUGACCCUGGAUCUGCAGCGAUCCUGGACACGGCCCUGAAGUGUGAUUUUAUAAUCAUCGGUUCCCCGGUGCAGUGACGGUGAGAAACGGGACUGAUUAUUCAAACUGUCACUCGUUGUCGCCGGUCAGUUAAUUGCGUGUGACUUUGAGAGAGUCGGGAGCAGCUUAUUUAUUCCCGCAAGUCAGCAGCUCACACAUUGUUUAAUUUACAUUUCCCAUGAUGAAAUCAAUAAACCGCUGUA